Solanum dulcamara is the source of this 2484-nucleotide messenger RNA. Its product is annotated as serine carboxypeptidase-like 12. The transcript is spliced from 20 exons. Gene Ontology annotation, molecular function: serine-type carboxypeptidase activity; acyltransferase activity, transferring groups other than amino-acyl groups. The coding region runs from base 1 to 2391 and encodes 796 amino acids. Gene Ontology annotation, biological process: proteolysis; secondary metabolic process. Lineage: Eukaryota; Viridiplantae; Streptophyta; Magnoliopsida; Solanales; Solanaceae. The record is from RefSeq and is a predicted model, not a curated record.
AUGGCCAAAAGAAACCAAAAUCUCGUGUUUUGCUGCAAACUGUUUUCAGUUCUGCUUCUUCUUAUUGCAGAAAUAAUACAUUUUCCAGAGUGUGUUGAGGCUGCUGGUUCACCUGUUAAGUUUCUUCCAGGAUUUCAAGGGCCACUUCCUUUUGAACUUGAAACUGGAUACAUAGGAGUGGGUGAUUCAGAUGAUGUGCAGCUAUUCUACUACUUCGUUAAAUCUGAGUCUAAUCCAAAAUCAGAUCCUCUUAUUCUAUGGCUAACUGGAGGCCCUGGCUGCUCUGCUUUAUCUGGCCUUCUCUUUGAGAUAGGUCCAAUAACGUUUGAGCCUGUGGAGUACGGUGACUUUAAGCCAGCGGAAUAUAAUGGUAGCUUCCCCUCACUGGUCUUGAAUCCUCAUACCUGGACAAAGGUAGCAAGCUUUAUAUUCUUAGAUCUUCCAGUUGGUACUGGAUUUUCCUAUGCAAGAACUUCAGAGGCUCGUCCAUCAGAUGAUCUUCAAGCUAGUGAUCAUGCAUAUCAAUUUCUACACAAGUGGUUCAAUGAUCACCCAGAAUUCUUAAGAAAUCCAUUUUAUGUUGCUGGGGACUCCUAUGCUGGAAUAGGCAUACCAAUCAUUUCUCAACUCAUAGCAAACGGAAAUGAGAAGGGACUUGAGCCAUUUAUUGAUCUUAAGGGAUAUUUACUGGGAAAUCCGGCGACAUUUCAUGGUGAAUUCAAUUACAGGAUCUCAUAUGCUCAUGGAGUGGGACUUAUAUCUGAUGAACUUUUUGAGUCCUUGAGAAGAAACUGUAAAGGAGAGUAUUUUGACAUACAUCCUAGCAACACAGAAUGUUGGAAUGAUAGGCAGACUUAUGAUCAGAUGCUUGGUGGAAUUACCAAUGCGCACAUUUUGGAGCCCAAGUGUGAGUUUGCUUCGCCAAGGCCACAAAAAUGGAUAGGCCAAAGAAGGUCUCUUGAUGAAAUGUUAUAUCUUGGACGAUUAAGAUGUCGAUUUGACUGGGAAAAGAUCUCUUACCAUUGGGCUGAUGAUGAAAUAGUUAGAGAGGCCCUCCAUGUUCGAAGAGGUAGUAUUGGAAAAUGGAAGCGAUGUGCUGGCGAUGCUUUGCCUUUUCAAAAGAUAGUAGGAAACAGCGUACCAUAUCAUGCAAAUCUCAGUGUCAAAGGCUAUAGGUCCUUAAUAUACAGUGGAGAUCAUGACACGCUGAUCCCUUACACAUCAACGGAAGCUUGGAUAAGAUCUCUUAACUACUCUAUUGUUGAUGAUUGGCGACCAUGGAUUGUUGAUGGUCAAGUUGCCGGGUAUACGAGGACAUAUUCAAAUGAAAUGACAUUUGCCACAGUGAAGGGAGGAGGACAUACAGCUCCAGAGUACAAGCCUGUUGAAUGUCUAGCCAUGCUGAGGAGAUGCUUUAUCCCGUCGCCGAUCGCCGGUACCGGACACACCCCAUUCCCGCCAAAGCCUUGCCGGCGAAUUUUCCGUCAGAUCGAUUCUCUCUCUUAUCUCAACACCGAACUGUAUACAUACACACAAUGCUUGAGCAUAUUCGCCAACAAUACACGGAAAUGGCUAGAAGAAAGGGAAGCUCCGGUCCUUCAGAAAGUCUCGAAUCACUCUGUAGGUGUUCAAGAAAUAAUACAUUUUCCAAAGUGUGUUGAGGCUGCUGGUUCACCUGUUAAGUUUCUUCCAGGAUUCCCAGGGCCACUUCCUUUUGAACUUGAAACUGGGUACAUAGGAGUGGGUGAUUCAGAUGAUGUGCAGCUAUUCUACUACUUCGUUAAAUCUGAGUCUAAUCCAAAAUCAGACCCUCUUAUUCUAUGGCUAACUAGAGGCCCUGACUGCUCUGCUUUAUCUGGCCUUCUCUUUGAGAUAGGCCCAAUAACGUUUGAGCCUGUGGAGUACGGUGACUUUAAGCCAGCGGAAUAUAAUGGUAGCUUACCCUCACUGGUCUUGAAUCCUCAUACAUGGACAAAGGUAACAAGCUUUAUAUUCUUAGAUCUUCCAGUUGGUACUGGAUUUUCCUAUGCAAGAACUUCAGAGGCUCGUCAAUCAGAUGAUCUGCAAGCUAGUCAUCAUGCAUAUCAAUUUCUACACAAGUGGUUCAAUGAUCACCCAGAAUUCUUAAGAAAUCCAUUUUGUGUGGCUGAGGACUCCUAUGCUGGAAUAGGCAUACCAAUCAUUUCUCAACUCAUAGCAACCGGAAAUGAGAAGGGACUUGAGCCAUUUAUUGAUCUUAAGGGAUAUUUACUGGGAAAUCCGGCGACAUUUCAUGGUGAAUUCAAUUACAGGAUCUCAUAUGCUCAUGGAGUGGGACUUAUUUCUGAUGAACUUUUUGAUUGUUUGCAUUGUUUAAUACAAACCUUUUUUUAUUUCACUUAUAUACACUAACAAUGUAAUACAAUUUUUAUACUGUAAUGCAAUUCAACAUGUUUGAAAAAUUAAAUGUCUUAUUUUUUAUGUUGCUAAUCAACUUAUUAUGUG